CAAAUUCAUAUCAUUCUCGCCUUCCUUACUUCACCAAAGUCCUUGCAUUCGAAGCGACAAUGGCAGCCUCCACCAUGGCUCUCUCCUCCCCUUCCCUCGCCGGCCGGGCCGUGAAGCUCUCCCCGUCGGCCCCCGAGCUCUUCGGCAACGGGAGGGUCUCCAUGAGGAAGACCUUCAGGCCCGGCCCGUCCGGGAGCCCGUGGUACGGCCCUGACCGCGUCAAGUACCUCGGCCCUUUCUCCGGCGACCCCCCCUCCUACCUCACCGGCGAGUUCCCCGGCGACUACGGCUGGGACACCGCCGGGCUCUCGGCCGACCCUGAGACCUUCGCCAAGAACCGCGAGCUCGAGGUGAUCCACGCCAGGUGGGCCAUGCUCGGGGCCCUCGGGUGCGUCUUCCCGGAGCUCCUGGCCCGCAACGGCGUCCAGUUCGGCGAGGCCAUCUGGUUCAAGGCCGGGGCGCAGAUCUUCAGCGAGGGCGGCCUCAACUACCUGGGCAACCCCAGCCUGAUCCACGCCCAGAGCAUCCUCGCCAUCUGGGCCUGCCAGGUCAUCCUGAUGGGGGCCAUCGAGGGCUACCGCGUCGCCGGCGGGCCCCUCGGCGAGGUCACCGACCCGCUCUACCCCGGGGGGAGCUUCGACCCGCUGGGCCUCGCGGACGACCCCGAGGCCUUCGCGGAGCUCAAGGUGAAGGAGAUCAAGAACGGGAGGCUGGCCAUGUUCUCCAUGUUCGGGUUCUACGUGCAGGCCAUCGUGACCGGAAAGGGGCCGUUGGAGAACCUCGCCGACCACCUCGCCGACCCGGUGAACAACAACGCUUGGGCCUACGCCACCAACUUUGUCCCCGGAAAGUGAGCGAGGGUCUUAUGCAGACGAGAGGGAUUUUGUGACGAUUUUUUUUUUUUAAUGUGUCCUCAUCUCGUGUAAAUUCAUGCAAAUUACCUAAUGGAGAGCCGAGAAUAAUGUGACCCUUUUGUGU
This is a messenger RNA of Rhodamnia argentea, 978 nucleotides long. Its product is annotated as chlorophyll a-b binding protein of LHCII type 1-like. The record is from RefSeq and is a predicted model, not a curated record. Gene Ontology annotation, biological process: photosynthesis, light harvesting in photosystem I; response to light stimulus. Gene Ontology annotation, cellular component: plastoglobule; chloroplast thylakoid membrane; chloroplast envelope. The coding region runs from base 60 to 854 and encodes 264 amino acids. Lineage: Eukaryota; Viridiplantae; Streptophyta; Magnoliopsida; Myrtales; Myrtaceae. The transcript has a single exon.